Acanthosepion pharaonis is the source of this 702-nucleotide messenger RNA. Lineage: Eukaryota; Metazoa; Mollusca; Cephalopoda; Sepiida; Sepiidae. The record is from the annotation of a GenBank genome assembly.
AUGCCGUCUGGAUCUUUGCGAUUUGCCGGCGACGAACAGUCAAAUGGGACAAAAGUUCCCAAAGACAGACUCAUGAUGCUUCAGUUCACAAACAUGGACGGCAGUGAAAAGCAAGCUGUAGUUGUUGGUAAGUCGGCAAAACCACGCUGCUUUAAAAAUGUCAAAACUCUGCCGUUUUCUUACUUCGCUAAUCGUAGAGCCUGGAUGACUAGUCAGCUGUUUACUGACGUUAUGAAAACGCUUGAUCGAAAAAUGAUUGCUCAAAAUCGAAAGAUUAUUCUGUUUUUGGACAAUGCAACUUGUCAUAACUUACUGCCGGGUACAAAUCUAUCAAACAUCAAAUUGUCGUUCAUGCCACCAAACACCACCAGUCUCAUUCAACCUUUGGAUCAAGGCAUCAUUCGUUCAUUCAAAGCGUAUUAUAGUCGGGAACUUGUUCGAAUGCAAAUCGCAGCGAUCGAUGCUACACCGCCAGUGCCGCUGUCCGAGGUGGCCAAGCAGAUAACUGUUUUGAAGGCCAUGCACAUGAUGAAGCGAGCACUUUUCAUGAUCAAACCGUCAACAAUUCAAAAUUGUUUUAAAAGGGCCGGCUUUGUCAUUGAAUCACAGGCUGAAGUGGAAGAAAUACUCGACGAAAAUGAUCAAGUUUCUCCACCAUCGGGCAUGGAGCAAACAGAUUUUGACGAAUUUAUCAGCUUCUAG